Molecule: messenger RNA, 1545 nt
Organism: Radiomyces spectabilis
Lineage: Eukaryota; Fungi; Mucoromycota; Mucoromycetes; Mucorales; Radiomycetaceae
Exons: 5
Coding region: 77-1282 (401 amino acids)
Biological process (GO): maturation of LSU-rRNA from tricistronic rRNA transcript (SSU-rRNA, 5.8S rRNA, LSU-rRNA); box C/D snoRNP assembly; snoRNA localization
Cellular component (GO): pre-snoRNP complex; nucleus
Source: RefSeq, a predicted model, not a curated record
UGGUGCUUUGUUGCGUAUCCAUGGCCACCUUAUUUUGAGCCGAACACAGACGUGCCGAACAACAAGAGCAGUGACAAUGUCAGACGAUCACAAGAAUAUCGGGAUAAUGGAACCAGAAACUGAGCUCUCUAUGGAUGACAGAGCAGGUGCCAUUGAUAUAGUAGUGGAUCUCCCUGCGACCGAAGCCAUGGCUGUCGAUCAGCAACCGAAAUGCGAAAUAUGUCACCUUCAUGCCUGGAAAUACCGCUGUCCACGCUGCAGCAUGCGUACAUGCUCAUUGGAUUGCGUGAAAGCUCACAAGAAGGAGAACAACUGUUCCGGUGAAAGGAGCAAGACUCACUUUGUGCCUCGCAAAGAAUACGACUACAGAACUAUGAUGAGUGAUUAUGUAUACCUGGAAGACAUGGCGAGACAAUCCGAUACAUUUACUCGAGAACGUACGACAUCAAACAGAAACUCCAAAUCAAAAGACGCCAAACUUCGGUUACUCGUCCGACAAGCGCGACAGCUGGGUAUCUUGUACGAUGUCCUUCCUGCUGGCAUGUCGCGGCGCAAGCAAAGUCAGACAAUCUACAGUCAAAACUCAAAGCAGCUUUUUUGGACGGUGGAAUGUUUCUUUUGUCACUCAGAUCAUCAAGAACGUGUAUUAGAGCACUCCAUUUCACAUCGCAAGUCGUUGAGGGAAUUUCUUAACAACUUGCUGUUUGUUGAGAACCCUGUUGGCGGAGGGUCUUACGGUGCCAUUCGGCAUCAGCUGCGGGACUUUACUUUGGCGAAUAUGGACAAUUUGGUUAUUGGCUUGAAGAAGGAAGGCCAACGACGUACUUUUAUCAAUGUAACCAAUCUCCUGGACCUUUCCAUGGCCGAUGUGUUACGAGGAGAACGUAUCAUUGAAUUCCCGACCUUUUAUGUUUGGCUUGCUGGACAGGUCGAUGCAGACCUUAGUUGGGAAGAAAAGACACUUUGCGUGCCUCAAGACUCGAAAUCAGAUUCGACCAACCGUGCGGAAAAGCGUGAUACCCAUAGCGCUGGCAGUGCAGAUAAGAAGGAUGACGGUGAUAGCGUCGCCGAAGACGACAGUGAUGAGGACAGCGAUUCAGAUAGUGACGAUGAGAGCGACAGCAGUGAUGAGGAAGAUAAAGAAGACGAGAAUGCUCAAGCUAAACAGUCCGAUCAAGUUCAAUCGGAGGAGUCCCUAGGAGGUACUGAAAACAUCAAGCCAGGCACUACCGCUGCAGCGCAAGUAUCAGUUUCCGAGGAGGAGCAGCAGGAGACUGUCUAGCUGGGAAAUGGCGAUUGGAAGGAAGAACAUAUUUCUUCGAACAUGGAAACCCCAUACAGUUCUCCGUGUCAGAGGUAUUCACAAUUUUAAAAGAAUAGUGUCAUAUCAUUUUUAUCAAGUAUUUAUUCCAAAAUCACUGUAAAUAAGUCCAUACAUUAUUUUUAGAGCAUUCAUAUUAUUCAAUUUGUUACUUGAAGGCCUUUAUCAAAUAAAAAUAGAUCCUUAGACAUUGCUUCUUGCAGUGAUCUAUUAUGUUGAGAAAG